Molecule: messenger RNA, 1263 nt
Organism: Funneliformis mosseae
Lineage: Eukaryota; Fungi; Glomeromycota; Glomeromycetes; Glomerales; Glomeraceae
Source: the annotation of a GenBank genome assembly
AUGGCGGCAACUUAUGACUUGACACCUAAUUUGAUUCCGUACUUGGAUAGACAUCUUGUCUUUCCAUUGUUGGAAUUUUUGUCUAUGCGCAAGAUCUACCCGGAAAUUGAUCUACUGAAAGCUAAAUAUGAAUUAUUGGCUAAAACUAAUAUGGUUGAUUUUAUUUCAAUAUUGUAUAAAACAAUCCAUGACACCGAAGAAGUUCCGUCAGAAUUCACUACCAAAAGAAAUGAAGUUCUUCAGAAUUUAGAGAAUCUUCAAACAGAGGCUCAGAGGGUCUUGGACCUUAUAGAAAAUCCAGAGGUCAUUGCUGCUCUUCGACAAGAUAAACUUCAAAAUCUUAAUUUUCUCAAAGAAAAAUACGGACUUACGGAUGAAAUGGUUAACUCCCUAUAUCAAUUUGGCCAAUUCCAAUAUAACUGUGGUAACUAUGAGGGUGCUUCUGAUAUGUUGUACCAUUUCCGUGUGUUGUCAACAGAUCACGAAUUAAAUAUUUCGGCAUUAUGGGGGAAACUAGCCUCCGAUAUUUUGGAUUCUAAUUGGGAAGCUGCUUUGGAAGAAGUUCAUAAACUUAAAGAAAUCAUUGAUCAAAGGAAUUUCGCGUCUCCUUUGCAUCAAUUACAGCAACGCACUUGGUUUAUUCAUUGGUCGAUAUUUGUAUUCUUUAAUCAUCCAAAAGGACGCGAUAAUAUUAUUGAUUUAUUUCUCUCUCCUUCAUAUAUUAAUACCAUCCAAACUGCAUGUCCAUGGAUUCUUCGCUAUCUUACAACUGCCGUUGUAACAAACAAACGUCGAAAAAACAUUUUAAAAGAUCUAGUUAAAAUUAUUCAACAGGAAAGUUAUGAAUACAGGGAUCCCAUCACUGAAUUUAUCGAAAGUUUAUAUGUAAAAUUUGAUUUUGAGGGAGCCCAACGUAAAUUAAAAGAAUGCGAAGAAGUUCUUAGUAAUGACUUUUUCCUAGUAGCUACAUUACAGGAAUUUGUAGAGAAUGCUCGUCACUUAAUUUCUGAGACAUAUUGUCGGAUACAUUUGAAGAUUGAUAUUAGCGGAUUAUCACAAACUCUUAAUUUGGAUCAAGAGGCAGGUGAAAAAUGGAUAGUCAAUUUGAUUCGAGAUACACGUGUAGACGCAAAGAUUGAUUUUAAAGAGAAUACUGUUAUUAUGAAUCAAAAUCAUACAUCUAUUUAUCAACAAGUUAUUGAACGUACAAAAGGUUUAUCAUUUCGUUCUCAAGUAUUAGCUUCUACUAUUGAAAAACACUAA